This is a messenger RNA of Penicillium pulvis, 1155 nucleotides long. RefSeq lists its product as uncharacterized. The transcript has 2 exons. The record is from RefSeq and is a predicted model, not a curated record. Gene Ontology annotation, molecular function: protein binding. Bases 1 to 1155 code for a protein of 384 amino acids. Lineage: Eukaryota; Fungi; Ascomycota; Eurotiomycetes; Eurotiales; Aspergillaceae.
AUGGCACCAAUUUUUAACCGACUUCGCACCGCUCUUUCUCGUCGAGACAAAAGACUAUCUUUUUCUGUCGGACCAAAGGAGUCGUUUUGGAAACGACUCCCCGACAAAGUCCUCGUCAGAUUGGUCUCAUUAUGUGAACUAGAGAACAUAGUGUCGCUAGCAUUAACAUGUCGUUUAUUACAUCGACGAAUUUUCAAGAACGAAUUGGCUAUAUCACAUUCAUACAUGGAUCUCCGUCGACGGCGGGGAUCUAAUUCAAACAACAAUACAAUCUCCUCGCCGGGUGACGACUUGACCUUCAUAUCCGAGCUAUUCCCACCACCUCCACCUCAAUAUGCCAUAGGUGACAGUCACGAUGAUGCCGAUUAUUCCUUUGCCUAUCUAGCAGACCUUCAGCGGUGCUGGACGACCUGCAUUCAGUUGUCUUAUUAUCUGGCCGAUCACGCCGUUCGACAUCAUCUGGAUACGGACCCCAUUGCUCGGCCGCUUUGGACAUCUUCCAAGACAGAGAAAGAAGUUGUCUAUAGUAAAGCUGUUGAAGCACUUCAUGUCAAACUCCUUCAUUCAAUGGCGUACGCGAUCUUCUUUCUUGAGUCCUGUGCAGCAGACGAUUCGGGUUCGAACUCCUCGCGCCAGCUCGUCAACCUUUUCAAGUCCAUUGGUGAUCAGGAAUCUAUUCUUCAGUCAGCACCGUUCACAAACUCUCAGUGUCUUCUUUCAACUCAGCACUGCUUGGAGCUUCUUUGUGCAACUGUCCGCCGGCUCAUGCACCCCGAAUUCCCUUAUUCAUCCUCCGAAAAUUGGGUCAGUCUUCUCCUAAUGACUUCCACUUUAGAGCGAAUCCUCCAAUUCUUCAUCGCAGUUGCGCAAGAUGAGGAGAAAAGAGAUUCCCCGUCCUGUGCCUCGAACUGGUCUCAUCGGAGGGAGUUUAUGUGGCAGAUGCGUAAAGACCUGGGCCAGUAUAUGGCGAGCUCAGAUUCAAGUCCCAAUGAAGUCUCCCACGCUCCCCUUGCUCUUGAUAAAGUCUGGUUUGGGGCUUGUCACCAGGAAAUGCUUCGAAGAGGUGCCGUCCCGCACGAAAUUGAAGAACCCGUUCCGGUCCUCCAUGGGUCUGCGGUAAAAUUGCAUUGUAAAUACUGCUACAUCGAGGAAUAG